Messenger RNA from Triplophysa dalaica, 2494 nucleotides. RefSeq names its product complexin 2a (gene cplx2a). The record is from RefSeq and is a predicted model, not a curated record. Lineage: Eukaryota; Metazoa; Chordata; Actinopteri; Cypriniformes; Nemacheilidae. The coding region runs from base 542 to 949 and encodes 135 amino acids. Gene Ontology annotation, cellular component: SNARE complex; terminal bouton. Gene Ontology annotation, molecular function: syntaxin binding. Gene Ontology annotation, biological process: neurotransmitter transport; regulation of neurotransmitter secretion; synaptic vesicle exocytosis. The transcript is spliced from 4 exons.
AUUCUCCAGGUCUGACAGCAUCUGUUACAUGAAGCCUACAACAGAAUCGUGUAGCGAUCCCCUGGUAAGACCUGAAAGAGCCACCGGCGCCUCCAAUCAAUCGCUGCUCUCUUUGGCUGUAUACGUGGGAUGUUUUUGAUGGAAAAAGGUUGCGUGUUAUGCGCUGGACUUUGAGCGUCUUGCGUUCCGGUUGCAGUUCCCCAGAUCGACACACUGACAGGCGCUGGGCGAGCAGGAAGAGACACUCGGAGAUUCGGGGAUGCUCGUAGCGGGCUACUAACAAAUAUCCGUAACAACCGGCCCACGUCAACUUCCAUAUCCGCACGAUUCCUCGCCACGUUCGCUCAUCCGGCUCGCUCGAGCAGGUACGUGAACAUCAUUUCGUUUUACGCCGCUGUCCGUUGAAGGUGGUGCUGAAAUUGGCUUGCGUACUGACGAGCCUUUUGCGACGGGGGUUCAACUAAGAUCUGGCUGUAGAAGAUCUCUGCUCGCAUAAAUCGGAAGUUCAGAGUAUAAAGAGGAGAACCUUUGAAAAGCCAUCAUGAAUUUCUUGCUAAAGGCAGCUAUGGGAGGAGGUCCCCCCGACGUCGGUAAAAUGAUGGGGGGAGAUGAUAAAGAUGACAAAGACCCUGAAGCAGAAAAAGAGAAAGAAGAACAGAGGCAGGAAGCUUUGCGACAGGAGGAGGAUGAGAGGAAGGCCAAACACGCCAAGAUGGAGGCAGAGCGGGAAAACAUAAGACAGGGCAUCAGAGAUAAGUACGGCAUUAAGAAACGAGAGGAGGCAGAAGCCGAGGCACAGGCAGCUAUGGAGCAAGCCAGCGAAGGCAGUCUGACUCGUCCAAAGAAGGCGGUACCGUCCGGCUGCGGCGACGAGGACGAGGAAGAAAACAUUAUGGAUACGGUGAUGAAGUAUCUACCCGGCCCAUUGCAGGACAUGCUGAGGAAGUAAUACUCCGAUCUUGAGCACAUGUCGCUAGAUAUUAUUUUAGUGUGUACCGACCGAGAGAAAGGGAGCAAAUUACGGUACACCUGACUAGUCCAUUCACCUUUCACACAUUUUGAUUCGUGGAGAGCUUUAGAUAUUAGUGACAGAUCAAUCAAGUGAGAGGGGUUAAAUAUCAGAAUAUAAGCCAUAUUUUAACUUUACUGGGAAACCUGAAUCACAUCAUCUGCAGUUUCUUAAUCAAUACUUAAACAGCAAUAUAUAUGCAUGAAUUGUGUCUGUCGUGUGUCUAUUCCACUGUUUUGUAUCAUUGGUCGAUACGGUUUUCCACGUUCAUUCUGCAUUCGAUGUGAAGAAAAAAUGCACUGUUAACCUUGUUGAACACAUUGCAUGUCUCCAUAGUGUUUAUGUGCUCAUCGUGUUUCGUCGUUGGAAAGAUUGCAAUCAUUUAAAAGAAGGCAAUAACAUUUUCCCAUGCUGUAAGCUAACUGACAGCUACCUUUGUACAUUUCUUAGUUGAUUCUGGGCGACUCUUGUCACGUUUCAUGCACUAUAAUAGCGUCAGCCUGGAACAUUUAAUGCCUCAAUUCAGUUUAACAGUGUCGCUGAGAGAGACGCAUUCUCACGCCUCUGUUUUUGUGCUUUAAAACCGAUUCUGAAUUUAUCGGAAGUAUAAAGAGGGAACGUGCAAUUUUCAAUUUGAAGAUCAAGCUCAGUUUCACAGGGACGGAGGCGCUUGGCGCGUUUGACGGGACUGUCAUUUCUUUGGGCUAGACUCAUGGGGAAUUGUGAGUGAUCCAGAACAUUCAGCAAUAAAAACACAUUCUGUUUGCUUGGCUUGCAGUAAAACCAGAAAUAAAAUCAUUAGCGUAUGAAUGGAUGGGAUGGUUUAAGAAGGGAUGAAAUGUGAUCUGUCUCAAGAGCUGAUGAGUAUGGCACUGUAAUAAACCAAUCUCACAUCUAAAAUCUGUGCUUUUUUAUUGUAAAUACAGUACACUCUCUGUUCCUUUUCAACACCUUUUGUGUUAUGAAGUUUUAACACAUAUGUCAUUAAUAGUACACUAUGGGUGGGCUUCCCAUAAAGGGUUUAAAACUAGUACAAGGCCAAAAUAAAGGAUAGUGCUGUCUAAAUUGAAAAAAGCUUGCUCUGACAUUUUUAAAAUACAUUGGUACGAUUGUUUUGUUUUAAAAUGUUAUAUUUUGUAAAGCAUGUUUGUAAAAAAUUACUUAAAGGUCCUAAUUUAACUAAGGCCUAGUCCUGGUUUAAACUAAUCCCUAAUGUGUCAUUUUAUGUUAAUUGUGCAUUAAAUAAAUAAAAUGUACAACUCAAGGUUAAAACUAACAGAAUCUGUUGAGGACAGAAUGUUUCUAAUGCAACAGUUUAUAUACACUAUUGUAUGCCAAAGUGAAUGUGUAGUAAUUAAAAAGAAAUGUUUUGAUGGUUUCAGCCGACACACGUGCCUUGCCUGAAGUUAACUUCCUGUUUUCCGGAAUGAUGAUAAUACAGCAUAAUUUACCUUCAUAUUAAAUAAAUAAAAAAUCUGAACUUUU